Messenger RNA from Musca vetustissima, 1197 nucleotides. RefSeq lists its product as uncharacterized. Gene Ontology annotation, biological process: regulation of transcription by RNA polymerase II. NCBI's taxonomy places the organism in Eukaryota, Metazoa, Arthropoda, Insecta, Diptera, Muscidae. Gene Ontology annotation, cellular component: transcription regulator complex; nucleus. The record is from RefSeq and is a predicted model, not a curated record. Gene Ontology annotation, molecular function: DNA binding. The transcript has 4 exons. Bases 1 to 1197 code for a protein of 398 amino acids.
AUGUCGAACGAAAUAGAUGCCAAACGUUUGAUUCACGAAGUACGCGUAAGACCAGCUUUAUGGGAUUUAAAUCACGAGGAUAACAAAUCGUAUAACGAAAUUGGUAGACAAUGGAAAGAAGUAGCUGGAGUUCUUGGCGUUGAAGAUGUUGAACAAUGCCGACGUAAAUGGAAGAAUUUACGCGACUCUUAUCGUGCUUUGGUUAAACGUUGCGAGCAACGUAAAGCUCGUGAUUUGCGGAUGGGCAUCAGUGAUCCCAACAUAGACUACGAAAGUAAAUGGGUAUAUUUUAAAGAUCUCAGCUUUAUUAGAGACAAGAAGCGUAAACGUCGUAGCCGCAUUGAAAUUGAACAGGAUCAGAAUACAAAUUCAACAGAUGAUUUUGAAGAAUCUCAUGCCAUUUCCGAAAUUAAAGUGGAGCCCACACGUAUUGGAGACGAUGAAAUAUAUUCAAUAGAGGAAUUCGAAGAUGACGACUGUGUAAUGGAUGGAGAUAUGGCUGAUGUAGAAUUUGAAGAUAUUCAAAAACAAAAUAAUGAUUAUCAUAGGUCAAUGUUGAACGAACAACAUCUCCAACGUAUACCAGCUACAAUAUCUGUCAUCAGUGUACCACACAGUGAAGCGACAAAAAUAACAAAUAAUAUACCAAAGGCAUCGUUAAAGCCUCGAAUGUCAUCAUUGUCUAGUGAUGCCACAAAAUCGGUAAAUAAUUUAACAAUGACAUCUUUAGCAACACCACGUUUGACAUUACCAGUACCACCCACAAUUAAAGUGGCAAUAAUACCAAAAGAAAAUAGUUCGGCAACUCCAAAUGAUAGCGCCAAUAAAAAAGACGAUUGCCAUUGUUCAUCACGAAGUGAGAAUAAUGUUCAUUUUCUUGAAAAUCUUGAACAAGAAGAAAACAAUCUGAUGCAAUCGACACGAGAAGAUAUGAAACGUGCCACAACAGAUCAUAACGGCGAUCCAGAUUAUAAUUUUCUUGUGAGUUUCUUGCCGCAAAUGAAGAAAAUGAACGAUUUACAAAAUUUACAAUUUCGUGCCCGUAUGAGUGACUUGGUAUUGAAUAUUUUGGUACCGCCAAUGCCCAAUACAGUACCACCACCAUUGACGGCAGCACCAACAUCCGUUGGUAAUGCAUUCCAAACUAGUGUUGAUAGACAACAGCACAACCAGCCACCAUAUAAAGUGACUCUGUAA